CAUCAUCAUCAUCCACACAACAACAACAACAACAACAGCAACAACAAACGCGAUUGCCAAUAAAUCAAAGCAUCAUCAAUCAUCAAGAUGAUGAUGAUGAUGAAACAAAUGAUCCAAAUUCACCAUAUUAUAUAUCAAUGAUUAGUAGUAAUAUUAGUGGUGGUAAUUUUAAUCGCUCAAAUCAUCAAAUUCAACAUCAACAACAACAAAAUUCAUCAUCAUCAUCAUCAUCAUCAUCAAAAUUAUUCAAUUAUGCAUUUUCAACAACGGCGCCACGUGUUAUGCUAACAUCAAAACGGCCAUUAAUAACAUUUAUAAAUAUUUCAAAUUUAGAUGAUAUGGAUGAUAAUAAUAAUAAUUAUUAUGAAUCAGAAUUAUCAUCACCAGAAUCAUCAUCAUCAUCAUCAUCAUCAUAUAUAUCAUCAAAAAUGAAUACAUUUCAAACAUCUGAAUCAUCACAAUAUCAAUUAUCAUCAUUAUUAAAUAGUGCUGAUCCACAUUCAUCAAUGUUACAACAACAACAACAACAACAGCAACAGCAACAAGUGGUGUUGACAAAAAAACGUCUACCAGAAUGUGCAACACAACAGGUGUGUUCAGCACAUUAUGUUAAAUCCAAUCAUACACAACGUCUUUGUGAUUGUCCCACAGAUUCAAAUUUUAAUUGUGAUAAUAAUAAUGAAUCAUCAACAACAUUGAUCGAUACAAAUUUGAAUGAAGAUCAUAUUAUUGAUUUGACUAGAAAACAAGAAUUCAAGACUAAACGUAAUAGUUUAGAAGCAUAUACACAGGUGAAAUUAUGUGAAAAUCUAAGCAAUAUAAAACCAUGUAAAACACCAACCGAUUGGACCAUAAUGGCAUUACAAUCAGAACGUACUGGCAAAGCACAUUUUGUUGUCGUGUGUAAAUGUCCGGAUUCAGCAUCAUUCGAAGGACCAUUUACACAUAAACAUCCACCAUAUGCAAGAUUUCCUGGUAUUCGUGUUUAUGGAAUGCUAUGUAAUCAAGGCAUAAGGAAAUCUAAACAUAACCAUAAAGUUGCAUUAGAAAUUGACCUGGAAAAAGGUGGUAAUGAUUUUCCAGAAUUUCCAUGGGAAUUAGCAUAUGCUGUCAUUAAUUCAACGGCUACACAAGGAUUUUGGUGAUCCAAAAAACAACAAAAUCAUCAUUGAUUAUGAAAGUGUAAAUAACUAUUAUGACUAAUUUAACCAUCACACACACCUACGAACACAUUACAAUCUUAAAAUAAAUUUUUUUUUUUUGAUGCAAACUUA
Messenger RNA from Dermatophagoides farinae (American house dust mite), 1274 nucleotides. The record is from RefSeq and is a predicted model, not a curated record. NCBI's taxonomy places the organism in Eukaryota, Metazoa, Arthropoda, Arachnida, Sarcoptiformes, Pyroglyphidae.